AUGAUUCCUCUAAAAACACUCCUGUGGACGGGCAAAAUUCUCAGCGGCACGUUAGAAAUGAAGUCAGUUCGAGACGGUAGCGCGUUUGCAGCAGUGGAAUACGAUAUGAAUGUGAGCCCAGAAAUGAUCACUGCUAUAACCUUGCAAAAGGUAAAAAUUAAUCCUAAAAUAAAUGAGAAGUUUCUGCCCAAGCCGCAGUACAACGAACGGUCACUCGCUUGCGUGCAAGGGACAUGGACAAACGUUCGUGCGAAGCGUAGCGAAUGCAUUUGA
Molecule: messenger RNA, 273 nt
Organism: Gongylonema pulchrum
Lineage: Eukaryota; Metazoa; Nematoda; Chromadorea; Rhabditida; Gongylonematidae
Source: the annotation of a GenBank genome assembly